Molecule: messenger RNA, 1188 nt
Organism: Argentina anserina (silverweed cinquefoil)
Lineage: Eukaryota; Viridiplantae; Streptophyta; Magnoliopsida; Rosales; Rosaceae
Product: isopentenyl-diphosphate Delta-isomerase I
Exons: 6
Coding region: 40-936 (298 amino acids)
Biological process (GO): isopentenyl diphosphate biosynthetic process; isoprenoid biosynthetic process
Cellular component (GO): cytoplasm
Molecular function (GO): isopentenyl-diphosphate delta-isomerase activity
Source: RefSeq, a predicted model, not a curated record
GACGGAGACUUCUAUAUAAUUGGGUGAGAGCGAGAGAUAAUGAGCUUCACCGCAACUAGUGGUCUCCUUAAUACAGCUACCAGAGCCACACUCUCUUCCCUCUUCUCUCCCGAAUCUCAUCUUCUUCUCCGUCUUUUCUCUUCUUCUCCGUCAACCUUUCCGACCCAUUGUCUUCUAUCUCUAUCAAAAGCUUCCCCUUCUCUUUUUCCGGUAAGGCCAUCAAUCUCCACCAUGGCCGACGCCCCCGAUGCCGGCAUGGACGCCGUCCAGCGACGCCUCAUGUUCGAGGACGAAUGUAUUUUGGUGGAUGAGAAUGAUCGUGUUGUAGGACAUGACACCAAGUACAAUUGUCAUUUGAUGGAGAAGAUUGAAGCUGAAAAUCUGCUUCACAGAGCUUUCAGUGUCUUUUUGUUCAACUCAAAGAACGAGUUGCUUCUUCAGCAACGUUCUGCAACAAAGGUUACAUUCCCUCUUGUGUGGACAAACACAUGUUGCAGUCAUCCACUAUACCGUGAAUCUGAGCUUAUCGAUGAGGAGUGCCUUGGAGUUAGAAAUGCUGCUCAAAGGAAGCUUUUGGAUGAACUGGGUAUCCCUGCUGAAGAUGUGCCAGUUGAUUGUUUUAUACCCUUGGGUCGCAUGUUGUACAAGGCACCUUCUGACGGCAAGUGGGGUGAACAUGAACUUGAUUACCUGCUCUUCACAGUGCGAGAUGUGAAUGUGCAUCCAAACCCUGAUGAAGUUGCAGAUAUCAAAUACGUAAACCAAGAGGAGUUGAAAGAGCUGUUGAGGAAGGCAGAUGCCGGGGAGGAAGGCCUGAAGUUGUCCCCUUGGUUCAGGCUAGUUGUGGACAAUUUCCUCUUCAAGUGGUGGGAUCAUGUUGAGAAACGCACCAUCAAGGAAGCUGCUGACAUGAAAACUAUUCACAGGUUGACUUGAAUAAUUAUCAAAUCAAGCCCGUCUGUUUGGAACUGGGAAAGUUCGAUUAUGGUGUAACUCUUUAUCAUUGCUAGUGGCUUUGGCUUUUAUUCCAAUAAAUUCGGGACGCGCAUUGUGGAAAAAGCAAACAAUUAGAAGCAGGCAUUUUGUUGUUGCUGUGGUAGUUGAUGAUUCUGUUGUUCAAUAUAACAAGUUGUCUGUAAUGUAGAACUCCACUCUGAUGAAUCAAUAAAGGUCUCUUUUUUGUAGAAA